Messenger RNA from Zeugodacus cucurbitae (melon fly), 1182 nucleotides. RefSeq lists its product as uncharacterized. The transcript has 3 exons. The coding region runs from base 590 to 1057 and encodes 155 amino acids. The record is from RefSeq and is a predicted model, not a curated record. Lineage: Eukaryota; Metazoa; Arthropoda; Insecta; Diptera; Tephritidae.
AGUACACGCGCUACUGGUGAUGAGUGUGUCUUGCUUUUUCCUUUGCUGGUCUUGAGUAUGAUCACCACUUGUCAGUGAAAAUCAGAAAGAAGAGUGUGUAAAACAAAUACAAUUAAUAUGCAAUAGAAAGUAUACGACAGGCUCAGUAGCUUCUCCACUCAUAGUUCUUUGAGUAGAUGUUAGCUCACAAUGCAUGUCUAUGAGUGCAUUGAGUGCUUUUGAAGCAGCCCAGUAGCAAAAUAAUUCACUACUGAAAAAAGUAAGCGAGUUGGUAAUGGAUUGUGGGGCAAGAAACGAAAAAAAUUUCGCUUUAAAAUCGUUGUUGUUAUCUUCAAGAAAUGUGCGAAUUUUAUUCAUAUGAGUUGGUCAUCCGCACAACUGAUCGACUCAGCCCUCUAAAUUUCAUAGGAAAUAGGUUGUGUGAGAAAACCGAUGCUUUUUUGUUGUUGUUCUUGGUUGUAAUUGGUAACCGUUAGUCCUGCCAUGACGCCGACAACUGUUGUCUUCAAUUUUAAUGAUUGUCGUUUUUAGUAAAUUUUAAGUAUCGGUUGAAAGCGGUCGCGUGUGAAGUAUUAAAAGUUAUUUAAGUAUGUACAGCAAACGUCGUCAAAGAAGAUUAAUUAAUGCCGAAAUAAAUGAAAUUCUGAACAAUUUGCUGAUAAAGCAAGUGCUUAAUAAAGUGGAGAAGAAAACAAGAUUCCCAGUUUGUGACGUAAUGCAACUCGCGGAAAUUGAAGAUGAUGUUUCCAAAAAUAAAGCAACUAAAUCGGUGUAUCAGGUGUCUAUUAUAAAAAACAUUAUUGGAUCACUUGGAGUUACAAACGGAAUGAAAAAAAUUCUCAGCGACAGCGUCAUGGUGCAGUUAAAUUAUGAUGGACUGCAAGACAAGGUGGCAUUCAAGAAGUUUGAGUGCCUAAAUAAUGCCAUAUAUGCAAUGCAAGUGGAAGGUUUCACUAAAGAGAAUUAUGAGCGGGAGCUCAAAAGAGCUUUCAAGAUGGGUAAGAACCGAUAUCACAAAGCGGGCUCUUUGAAAAAGCAAAAAGAUAAACAAAUAUAAUAAAUUAAAGUAUGAAAACAAUUAAUUUAAGUAACAUUGACAUUAUUUUUAAAUGUAAAAUCUUAAUUAUAGUAAUUUUGUACAGAAAUGGAUUUCUUUAUUAUUUCUAAUUGAAUUAAAAAAUA